Messenger RNA from Paecilomyces variotii, 1429 nucleotides. RefSeq lists its product as hypothetical. The record is from RefSeq and is a predicted model, not a curated record. Gene Ontology annotation, molecular function: arylformamidase activity. Bases 1 to 1080 code for a protein of 359 amino acids. The transcript is spliced from 6 exons. Lineage: Eukaryota; Fungi; Ascomycota; Eurotiomycetes; Eurotiales; Thermoascaceae.
AUGGCUGCUACCAUCAGUCGAAGACUGGGACAAGCCACCGGCUUCCUGAGAGGCGGUAAUCAGUCUUCAGAACAAUUGCCAUGGAAUCCAGAUGCCACGAGAUUUCCCACGCGCAAAGAGCUGCCCAAGAUCCCAGGUGCUCCUGAGGGAGCUGCCUGGGUUUGGGGCAAAGACGACCAGAUUGGAAGAUUGAACCUCCUGACUCCUAAACGGGUAAAAGCCGCUUCUGCUGAGAUCAAAACUGGAGAAGUCGUGCCGUUGAAUCUUCCACUGAACACCCCCGAAACGCCCGCAUUCGGCCGCGAGAAGUUCGUGCAUAAGAUCAAGGUCCUAGUAGACAACGUCUGCUACGACGACCAGUACGAGCUCAACACACAGAGCGGCACCCAAUGGGACGGGUUUAGACAUUUCGCACACAUGCCGACGCAAACUUUCUACAACGGGCAUCCACCACUGGGCCGAGCACGGCAUUGCCGGCCGCGGCAUCCUCCUCGAUUACUGGGGCUACUCCAAAGCCACAACUACGACCCGUACAAAUCUCACGGCAUCUCGUUCGCGGAUCUCCAGAAAUGCGGCCAGGCCCAGGGGAUCGACAUCCGGCCCGAGGCCCAAGGCGGCGACAUCAAAGUCGGCGAUAUCCUAUUCAUCCGCUCGGGAUUCGUGGAACAAUACCACAAACUAACUCCCGAGGAACGGACCGCGGGUGCUUUGCGCCCAAUGCAUCUCGAAAGCGACGAUACGGAUGCCAGCAAAGCCGCGGAGCAGGACCCCCAUAGCCCGGAACUCGAAUGGGCCGGUCUCAAGCAGGAAGAAGCCAUAAUCGACUGGCUCCAUGAUUGCUACUUCGCAGGCGUGGUGGGCGAUGCACCUUCCUUCGAGGUCUGGCCCACCGCGCAACCAUACUACCUACAUGAAUACAUCCUCUCGCUAUGGGGAAUGCCGCUGGGUGAGAUGUGGGAUCUGGAACGGUUGACGAAGAAGGCUCGAGAGUUGAAACGCUGGUCGUUCUUCGUUACGAGUGCUCCGGCGAAUACUCCUGGCGGCGUCAGCUCCCACGCCAACGCAACUGCAAUUUUCUAAAGCAGGACCAAAUACAAAUACGAAUAUCGAUACGAACAGUUCCAUAUAUACUAUACCAUACCUCUUCUUCCGAGCAACAAAUGGCAUGGUCGUCACUGUAUUAUCCUUCUUUUCUAAGGGUGGGGUGCCUUGAUAUAUCAUAAGUACUCAUGGCAACAUGGACAAUACAAUAUCAUGAUUUAGUCUUGUUAGAGAGUAAAUCACCGAGACAUUCGUAGAGGGAUUUCAUCAUAGUGGGAACUAGUAGUAGAGCUUAGGCACGUGUGAAAACGAGGACUCCGUAUUUAGACUUGAACAAAGAAUUCGAGUGCGUUGCUGAUUUACUUCUAAAGAUUAACUGCAAGCAGAA